Scaptodrosophila lebanonensis is the source of this 1702-nucleotide messenger RNA. Its product is annotated as tenascin. The coding region runs from base 1 to 1029 and encodes 342 amino acids. The record is from RefSeq and is a predicted model, not a curated record. Lineage: Eukaryota; Metazoa; Arthropoda; Insecta; Diptera; Drosophilidae. The transcript is spliced from 3 exons.
AUGCUCCACGAAUGCAAUUCGGGCUACCUGCUGGUUCUGGUUCUCGCCCUGCUCUACUUCAGCGCGAGUGGGAAUUUGGGAAACUGGGAGCCGAGGGAAUAUGGAACGCCCACGCGCUACGAUUUCGCUAAUCAGCAGCAGCAACAACGACAACAGCAAUAUGAGCAACGAGGUCGCUAUGGCGCCCAAAACAGACCUUACCAGCAACAACAACAACAACAACAACAGCAGCAGCAGCAGCAGAGACAGCCGCCACUAUAUAAUCGCGUAGCGUCCGGCGGAAUGAACUACGAGAGUACCGAGGAGCUCGUAGUGGAUCGCAAAUAUCGACGGCGCGAGCACGAAACCAUCUCGAAUCGGGAGCAGCACAAAUGUCGCAUCUGGAUACCCACCGAAACGGUGGGGAAAUACGAGCACGCCAGUGUCAUCCAGACGGAUCAGGCGAACCAGCUGACUUCAAUAGAGCUGUGCUGCACGGGCUACAGUGCCACACGGCUGCGGGGCGUGACGGUCUGUCGUCCGAUCUGUGGCUGUGUGAAUGGCGGAUGCAGCAAGCCCGGGGAGUGCGACUGCUACGAGGGCUUCGUGAAGAACGACAAUGGCGACUGCGUGUUCGCGUGUCCUUUGGGCUGCCAGAACGGACGCUGCUAUCUGGACGGCAGCUGCGAAUGCGAUCCGGGAUACAAGCUGGAUGAGACGCGCAGCUUCUGCAGACCCAUCUGCAGUGGCGGCUGCGGCAACAAUGUGCGCCACAACUGCACCGAGCCGGAGGUCUGUAGUUGCGCCAAGGGCUAUCAGCUGACCGAUGAGGGCUGCCAGCCAGUUUGCGACCCGGACUGCGGCAUUGGCGGGCUGUGUCGGGACAACAACGAGUGCGAUUGCGGACCCGGCUAUGUGCUGAAGGACGGUGUCUGCCAAUUCGACUGUUACCAGAAAUGCAAUAACGGCGUCUGUGUUAGCCGCAAUCGUUGUAUAUGUGAUCCCGGCUUUACUUACCAUGAGCGCUCAACGAUGUGUGUCCCGCUGUAGCAGAGCGGUUAUCAAAUAAAAAAUCAAUAGGAAUCUUCAUAAAUACUUGUAUGUUCACGAUUUACAAAAGCUUUUAUUUUUUGUAGCUCAUCUACAAAUCGACCUUUAGUUGCUAACUAUAGCUAACAAAUUCUGCAGAGAAUAGCUUAACAGCUGAUGGUGAACUACGACUAAUGAGAGAGUCUUCUGUACCUGCCAGAAAUCGAGAAAUAGUGCUAAUUUAUUUUUAUCGCAAUCAAGCACAAUUUCUAGUUCAGUGUUUAUUUUGCAAUUCUCUAAAAAAGUUAUAAGCCAAGAACAUUUCGAGCCUCGCCGAUUUAUGUUAAACGAACUAUUAAGGCACAACAAUUCUACAAACAUGAUUCAAUCUAUUAAAAAAAAUUUAAGCUAAAAUACAAAAAAUUUAAUUAAAAAUAAAUUUAAAAUUUUUUAUUGAUAUUUUUUAGUUUCCUCACAUUCAAAACCAAAACCUAGCAGAAGGGCUGUACAUAGCAAGCAAAGGUUAUUGCGAAUAUAUAUUUUUUAUAGUUUAUUUAAAUAGACCUUGUAAAACUAACAAAUUUUCCAGACAACAAAUAAUAAAUAAACGGGGAGAAUUGCGCAAUCAAAUCAUUUGUUGAGCCCCGACGAUUUAUGUUGAACAAACUAUUAAAGCACAAUACGAUGCUCAAAA